Molecule: messenger RNA, 3776 nt
Organism: Perognathus longimembris pacificus (Pacific pocket mouse)
Lineage: Eukaryota; Metazoa; Chordata; Mammalia; Rodentia; Heteromyidae
Gene: Fbxl3
Product: F-box and leucine rich repeat protein 3
Exons: 5
Coding region: 337-1653 (438 amino acids)
Biological process (GO): entrainment of circadian clock by photoperiod; SCF-dependent proteasomal ubiquitin-dependent protein catabolic process; regulation of cell cycle
Cellular component (GO): nucleus; cytosol; SCF ubiquitin ligase complex
Molecular function (GO): protein binding
Source: RefSeq, a predicted model, not a curated record
CGCCCGCGAGCUCCGGGCGCCAUUUUGGAUUCGGCUGUUUGAGCGGUGGGAAGAGGGGACCUCCGUGUUAGCCGCAGUUCUCUGACGGAGUCUUUGGUGGCGACGAGGAGUACCGGGGCGAGGACGGCGACCGCGCAGGACUGAGGAGAGCUUCUUCCCGGGGCCGCCGCAGCCGCAAAGGUGGAGCCGCGUCGGCGCCCGCCGCGGGACCAGCGUCUCGGAUGCGGGCGGAGCGCGGGGGGCCGAGGCGGCGGGAGCGCGAAGCGGGGGCCCCGGGGGCCCUCAUGUGAGAGCCGCGGGACCAGCGGCCGCCGUCCCCGGAGCUCGGGGAGGUGCAUGGGGGAAGCCGCCCCCGGCAGCAGUAGGAUGAAACGAGGAGGAAGAGAUAGUGACCAUAAUACAUCUGAAGAAGGUACUGCAGAGAAAUCAAAGAAACUGAGGACUACAAAUGAGCAUUCUCAGACUUGUGAUUGGGGCAAUCUCCUUCAGGACAUUAUUCUCCAAGUAUUUAAGUAUUUGCCUCUUCUUGACCGGGCGCAUGCCUCACAAGUUUGCCGCAACUGGAAUCAGGUAUUUCACAUGCCUGACUUGUGGAGGUGUUUUGAAUUUGAACUGAAUCAGCCAGCUACAUCUUAUUUAAAAGCUACACAUCCAGAGCUGAUUAAACAGAUAAUUAAAAGACAUUCAAAUCAUCUACAAUAUGUCAGCUUCAAGGUGGACAGCAGCAAAGAAUCAGCUGAAGCAGCUUGUGAUAUAUUAUCACAACUUGUGAAUUGCUCUUUAAAAACACUUGGACUUAUUUCAACUGCUCGGCCAAGCUUUAUGGAUUUACCAAAGUCUCACUUUAUCUCUGCACUGACAGUUGUGUUUGUAAACUCCAAAUCCUUGUCCUCGCUUAAGAUAGAUGAUACCCCAGUAGAUGACCCAUCCCUCAAAGUGCUGGUGGCCAACAACAGCGAUACGCUCAAGUUGCUAAAAAUGAGCAGCUGUCCUCAUGUUUCUCCAGCAGGUAUCCUUUGUGUGGCUGAUCAAUGUCAUGGCUUACGAGAACUGGCCCUGAACUAUCACUUAUUAAGUGAUGAGUUGCUACUGGCUCUAUCUUCUGAAAAACACGUUCGCUUAGAACAUCUGCGCAUUGAUGUUGUCAGUGAGAACCCUGGACAGACACACUUCCAUAGUAUUCAGAAGAGCAGCUGGGAUGCUUUCAUCAAACAUUCACCUAAAGUCAAUUUAGUGAUGUAUUUUUUCCUAUAUGAAGAGGAAUUUGACCCAUUCUUUCGUUAUGAAAUACCUGCCACUCACCUUUACUUUGGGAGAUCAGUAAGCAAAGAUGUACUAGGCAGAGUGGGAAUGACAUGCCCUAGACUAGUUGAACUAGUAGUGUGUGCUAAUGGAUUACGACCCCUUGAUGAAGAGUUAAUUCGCAUUGCAGAACGUUGCAAAAACUUGUCAGCUAUUGGACUAGGGGAAUGUGAAGUAUCAUGUAGUGCCUUUGUUGAGUUUGUGAAGAUGUGCGGCGGCCGCCUGUCUCAAUUAUCCAUUAUGGAAGAAGUAUUAAUUCCUGACCAGAAGUAUAGCUUGGAGCAGAUUCAUUGGGAAGUUUCCAAGCAUCUUGGUAGGGUAUGGUUUCCAGACAUGAUGCCCACUUGGUAAGGACCUCAUAAUGUUGAACGUGAUGAAUAGCACCUUAAUGUUAAGCAAAUGUAUUAAAGUUUAUUUCCUAUAGUUCUGAUAUAAUUUUAUUCUUUUGUAGCACAGAAAUUUGAUAUCUUAAAUAUACUGGUAUGAUUGUUAUAAGACCUACAAAUCAGUUAUGGUUAGAAAACUCCAUCUGUUUCUUUAGCCUAAUAGUCAAACCUGAAAAAUAUAAACAUGUGGUUUCAUAUUUGAAAGUAAUAACCAGUUACAAAGAUUGAACAGUUGAUAAUCUGAAGGAAACAAAACCUAUGUAUUAUAAUAUCUUAGAAGUUGAGUACCAAUAGGUUUUCUGAAAUGUUCUCUAUGCAUUUUUUUAAAAAUGUAAACUUGACAUUUUAGGGUCUUCAGUUAUAAAUACACCUGUUAUAAGGUGUUUAAUAUAGCUCAGGAAAGUGAGCAUUUUGUGAGAAAAACUUAGCUUAUAUUGUAUCUAUUGGAAAAGAUUAGUUGAAUGUAUUCAAAUGUGAAACACUUAUUUAAAAACACAGAGGCUUAUUUAGCUAAUUGGAACCUUUAGAAAACUUAUUCACACAUGGUUAUUAUAGAAGGGUAAUAUGGAGCCAAGAUCAAAUAAAGAGAAAGUAAAUGGAAUGGAAGGCAGUGUUUAGUUUUGUAUAAACUUUUAGGUUUCCUCUGUAAUCUGCUAAACUAUGUAAAUUCUUUUCUGUGACCUGUUACUAUGUAUAUGACACUUGAAGCAUUUUAUGUAAAGUAAGGAAUACUUAACCAGUUUUCUUAUGUUUUAUCUUUGUUUAAACUAGUUUUUAAGUAUUACAUAAUAAUUGAAAUUAAAAUCUUAACUACUUAAAAAAGCCAAAUUGAGAUAAUUAAAGUUAGAACUUUUAAAAUGCUUAUAAAUUGUUUCUAUGAAAGAAUUAGUCUCCAGUGAAUUUUAGUGAUGGCUCAUUUUUCCAUUUUAGAAUUACAUAGUCAUAUAAAUAGAACUUUUAAAAAAGCAAAAAAAUGGAGCAUCUGCAUAGUUCAACAUAAACAAAUUAAAAUGAAGUUAAAGUCUUGAGUCAUAUUUUUGAGUCAGUAUUGCACAGUGAAUUGAAAAAUUUUAAUAGGAAAAUGUCGACAGUUUUGUGGUGACUCAAACUGAUAUAUUAUGUAAGGUAGGUAGCAUUUUGUAUUGCUCUCAUGAAUAAAGAAAAAAAUCUCUGCAUCCAUUUCAAUCUGUACAUACAAAGUACUAAGUUUGGGGCUAUAUUUAGGUUUCUUAAAGAUAUAUAAUUUGGUUCUCAGAACUAGUUCUAGUGGAUAUACUCUCUUCUAUAUUCUCUUCUGAGGGAAAUUAGAAGUUGUUUUAAUGUAUUCCAGUGGAAUAUAUUAAUGCUUGAUAUGGCUCUCUUUAGUAGUAUGACUUUUAGAAAGUAUUUUGGUAAUUAAAUGGAAGCUAACAAUCUUAAAAUAGAGGACCUUCCUAACAAUAGGAAUUCCCAGGCUUCUAUGGCUCAUGCAUAAUCCUGGCUAUUCAGGAUACCUGGAAGCUUGAGAUUCAAAGCCAGUCGGGGCAGAAAAGUCUGAGAGACUCCCAUCUUUUCUUAAGUAUCAACAUUUGUGACUGGAGCAAUGACUCAAGUCGUAGAGCUUGAGCUGUGAGCAGUCAAGCUGAAUUAAAGUUGAUGCUCUGAGUUCAAGCCCUUGUACUGGCACCAAAACAAAGUUAAAAAAGGAAAAAAAAGAAGGUAAUACUGGUUUUGUAUACAUGAUUUAUACUUUUCAAAAAUGAUGGUAUAUUCUACCUUUCAGCUGCACAGAAAUGAGAAAAAGGCUGCACUUGAAAAUUAAAUGCAGUUACCGUAUUUCCCCUUAUUAAAUAGUAAAACACUUCAUAAAGAAAUACUUGUACUAGUGGAUAAGUCUUUUUGAAUAACUUUGGAAAUAGAUUUGACAGUAUAUACAACCAGUUCUACUAACCAAAGUUUAUUUGAAAAUUUACUUUUUGUACAAAUUGAAUUAUAUAAUGUCUGAAACUUGUCACUUUAUAAACAAAAUAUAUAGCACUUAAUUUGUUUAUACUGUAAAGUAUAUAUAAAAUGCUUUUAUCAAAUUGAGAAUAAAGAUAAUUACUGUAA